AUGGCAUCACCGUCACAAAGGUAUUUCGCCGUCUUAGCUCUUUUCGCAGUCUCACUAAAGUUUUGUUAUUGCCAAAAUAUCACAGUAGAUGACAACGGCUGGGGCUACGCCGGUGUUACUUGGUAUGGUGAAGCUGGCGGCGCCGGUAGCACCGGAUAUGGUUCGGCAGUAGCCAAUCCACCGUUUUACGCGAUGAUUUCAGCCGGAGGACCUUCACUUUUCAAUAGUGGAAAAGGAUGUGGAACAUGUUAUCAGAUUGUGUGCUACGAGAAUCGAGCCUGUUCGAGGAGACCAAUAAGGGUGACGAUAACCGACGAGUGCCCUGGUGGUCCUUGCGCCUCCGAAUCGGCCCACUUUGACCUUAGCGGCAAAGCCAUUGGUGCCUUGGCCAGACCUGGCCAAGCCGAUCGACUUCGAGCCGCUGGUGUUCUACGUGUUAUUUACAGACGUACCCCGUGUAGAUAUAGAAGGACUGCUAUAGCUUUUCAUAUUGACGCCGGAUCAAACCCGUACUACAUUGCAUUUGCUGUGGAAUACGAAAACGGUGACGGAGAUUUUGCCUCCAUUGAGAUUCAACCGGCGGGCGGAAAAUACAUCCCCAUGCAAGAAAUGAGGUCAUCUGUGUGGAACGUAAAUUACGGCAGUCCUCUACGAGGUCCGUUCAAUAUUAGACUAACUUCUGGCGAGUCUCGGAAGACAAACGUUGCUCAGGAUGUUAUCCCGGAGAAUUGGAGGCCCGAUCAGACUUACCGGUCGAUCGUCAACUUUUAG
Molecule: messenger RNA, 771 nt
Organism: Microthlaspi erraticum
Lineage: Eukaryota; Viridiplantae; Streptophyta; Magnoliopsida; Brassicales; Brassicaceae
Source: the annotation of a GenBank genome assembly